Molecule: messenger RNA, 5247 nt
Organism: Spathaspora passalidarum NRRL Y-27907
Lineage: Eukaryota; Fungi; Ascomycota; Pichiomycetes; Serinales; Debaryomycetaceae
Gene: RPO21
Product: DNA-directed RNA polymerase II subunit RPB1
Exons: 1
Coding region: 1-5247 (1748 amino acids)
Biological process (GO): transcription by RNA polymerase II
Cellular component (GO): RNA polymerase II, core complex
Molecular function (GO): DNA binding
Source: RefSeq, a predicted model, not a curated record
AUGAGUCGUCAAUUUCCGUAUUCAAGUGCUCCACUUCGUUCCGUGAAGGAAGUUCAAUUUGGAUUAUUAUCCCCAGAAGAAAUCAGAGCUAUAUCCGUGGCGAAGAUUGAAUAUCCUGAAACCAUGGACCAAACCACCAAGAAACCAAGAGAAGGGGGGUUAAACGAUCCUCGUUUAGGUUCUAUUGAUAGAAACUUCAGAUGUCAAACUUGUGGUGAAGACAUGGCUGAAUGUCCUGGACAUUUUGGUCACAUUGAUUUAGCCAAACCCGUGUUCCAUAUUGGGUUCAUUGCCAAGAUUAAGAAAGUUUGUGAAUGUGUUUGUAUGCAUUGUGGGAAGUUAUUAUUAGACGAAUCUAACCCUGCCAUGGCCCAAGCUAUUAAGAUUAGAGACCCAAAGAGAAGGUUUAAUGCCGUGUGGAGUGUAUGUAAAACCAAGAUGGUUUGUGAAACUGAUGUGACUGAAGAAGACAUGCAAGUUGAUGGUAAACCAAAUCAACAAAAGCCAACUACUCGUGGAGGUUGUGGUCACACCCAACCAACUAUCCGUAGAGAUGGGUUGAAGUUAUGGGGUACCUGGAAGCAUAAUAAGAAUUUCGAUGAAAACGAACAACCAGAACGUAGAUUAUUAUCACCAAGUGAAAUCUUAAAUGUUUUUAAACACAUUAACUCAGAAGACUGUUAUAAGCUUGGUUUUAAUGAAGAUUAUGCCAGACCUGAAUGGAUGUUGAUUACAGUCUUGCCAGUUCCUCCACCACCAGUUAGACCUUCUAUUGCAUUUAACGAUACCGCCAGAGGUGAAGAUGAUUUAACUUUCAAGUUAGCUGAUGUUAUCAAGGCAAAUAUAAAUGUUCAAAGAUUGGAAACCGAUGGUUCCCCUCAACAUGUUAUCAGUGAAUUUGAAGCAUUGUUACAAUUUCAUGUUGCAACAUACAUGGAUAAUGAUAUUGCUGGUCAGCCUCAGGCACUUCAGAAGACUGGUCGUCCAAUUAAAUCUAUUAGAGCUAGAUUAAAGGGUAAGGAAGGAAGAUUAAGAGGUAACUUGAUGGGUAAGCGUGUGGAUUUCUCUGCCCGUACGGUUAUUUCUGGUGAUCCAAAUUUAGAUUUAGAUCAAGUUGGGGUCCCAAUUUCUAUUGCCAAGACAUUAUCAUAUCCUGAAAUUGUAACUCCAUAUAAUAUCCAUCGUUUAACUGAGUACGUUAGAAAUGGUCCAAAUGAACAUCCUGGUGCAAAGUAUGUCAUUAGAGAUACUGGGGAUCGUAUUGAUUUAAGGUAUAAUAAAAGAGCAGGGGAUAUUGCAUUACAAUAUGGCUGGAAAGUUGAACGUCACUUGAUGGAUGAUGAUCCAGUUUUAUUUAAUCGUCAACCUUCUUUGCAUAAAAUGUCUAUGAUGUGUCACCGUGUUAAGGUUAUGCCUUAUUCUACAUUCAGAUUAAACUUGUCAGUCACUUCGCCAUAUAAUGCUGAUUUCGAUGGAGAUGAAAUGAAUUUACAUGUUCCACAAUCACCAGAAACCAGAGCUGAAUUAUCACAAAUUUGUGCUGUUCCAUUGCAAAUUAUUUCUCCACAAUCUAAUAAACCAGUUAUGGGUAUUGUGCAAGACACUUUAUGUGGUAUUCGAAAAAUGACAUUACGUGACACAUAUAUAGAAUUUGAUCAAGUUAUGAAUAUGUGUUAUUGGAUUCCUAAUUGGGAUGGGGUUAUUCCUCCACCAGCUAUUGUCAAGCCAAAGCCAUUAUGGACUGGUAAGCAAUUGUUAUCCAUGGCUAUUCCAAAGGGUAUUCACUUACAAAGAUUUGAUGGUGGAAGAGACUUGUUGAGUGCCAAAGACACUGGUAUGUUGAUUGUAGAUGGAGAAAUUAUGUUUGGAGUUGUUGACAAAAAGACCGUUGGUGCUACCGGUGGUGGUUUAAUCCAUACUGUCAUGAGAGAAAAAGGUCCACAAGUUUGUGCCCAACUUUUCAGUUCUAUUCAAAAGGUUGUCAAUUAUUGGCUUUUACAUAACGGGUUCUCCAUUGGGAUUGGUGAUACUAUUGCUGAUGCAAGUACCAUGAAGGAUAUUACCACUACCAUUCAAGAAGCCAAGACCAAGGUGCAAGAAAUCAUUCUUGAUGCUCAACAAAAUAGGUUAGAACCAGAACCAGGUAUGACAUUGAGAGAAUCUUUUGAACAUAAUGUGUCUCGUGUGUUGAAUCAAGCGCGUGAUACUGCCGGUCGUUCUGCCGAAAUGAAUUUGAAGGAUUUGAAUAAUGUGAAACAAAUGGUUACUUCUGGUUCCAAGGGGUCCUUUAUUAAUAUUUCUCAAAUGUCUGCAUGUGUAGGUCAACAGAUUGUUGAAGGUAAGAGAAUUCCAUUUGGAUUUGCCGAUAGAUCAUUGCCUCAUUUUACUAAAGACGAUUAUUCACCUGAAUCUAAGGGGUUUGUGGAAAACUCAUAUUUAAGAGGGUUAACUCCACAAGAAUUCUUUUUCCAUGCUAUGGCUGGUAGAGAAGGUCUUAUUGAUACUGCGGUCAAGACCGCCGAAACUGGGUAUAUUCAACGUCGUUUGGUCAAGGCUUUGGAAGAUAUCAUGGUUCAUUAUGAUGGUACUACUAGAAACUCCUUGGGUGAUAUUAUUCAAUUCAUUUAUGGUGAAGAUGGUAUUGAUGGUACACAAGUGGAAAAGCAAUCGGUUGAUACCAUUCCUGGAUCUGAUGAAUCCUUUGAUCAAAGAUAUAGAAUUGAUGUAUUGGAUCCAGCUAAAUCUAUUUCUGAAUCAUUAUUGGAAUCAGGUAAAGAAAUUAAGGGUGAUGUCAAGUUGCAAAGAGUUUUGGAUGAAGAAUAUCACCAAUUGUUGGAUGACCGUAGAUACCUUAGAGAUGUUUGUUUCCCUAAUGGUGAUUUUAGUUGGCCAUUGCCAGUUAAUUUACGUCGUAUUAUUCAAAAUGCUCAACAAAUUUUCCAUAAUGGACGUUACAAGGCUUCUGAUUUAAGAUUGGAUGAAAUUAUUUUGGGAGUUAGACAAUUGUGUACUAAGUUAUUGGUAGUUCGUGGUGAUUCCCCAUUGAGUAAGGAAGCACAAGCCAACGCUACAUUAUUGUUCCAAUGUUUGUUACGUUCUAGAUUAGCUGCCAGACGUGUGAUUGAAGAAUUCAAGUUAAAUAGAGCUUCAUUUGAAUGGGUUGUUGGAGAAAUUGAAACACAAUUCCAAAAAUCUAUUGUCCAUCCAGGUGAAAUGGUUGGUGUUGUUGCUGCACAAUCUAUUGGGGAACCAGCUACCCAAAUGACUUUGAAUACUUUCCAUUAUGCCGGUGUCUCGUCUAAGAAUGUUACUUUGGGUGUUCCUCGUCUUAAGGAAAUUCUUAAUGUGGCCAAGAAUAUCAAGACUCCAGCACUUACAGUAUAUUUAGAUCCUGAGAUUGCUGCUGAUAUUGAAAAGGCCAAGGUUGUCCAAUCUGCAAUUGAACACACCACCUUGAAGAAUGUUACUUCAUCUACUGAAAUCUACUAUGAUCCAGAUCCAAGAACUACUGUGAUUGAAGAUGAUUAUGAUACUGUUGAAGCAUAUUUCGCCAUUCCUGAUCAAAAAGUUGAAGAAUCUAUUGAAAAGCAAUCUCCAUGGUUACUUCGUUUGGAGUUGGAUCGUGCUAAGAUGUUGGAUAAACAAUUGACUAUGGCUCAGGUUGCCGAAAAGAUUUCUCAAAACUUUGGAGAAGAUUUGUUUGUUAUUUGGUCUGAUGAUACUGCUGAUAAAUUGAUUAUUCGUUGUCGUGUGGUUAGAGAUCCAAAAUCAUUGGAUGAAGAUGCCGAUGCUGAAGAAGAUCAAAUUUUGAAGCGUAUUGAAGCUCAUAUGCUUGAAUCUAUUUCAUUACGUGGUAUCAAGGGUAUUACCAGAGUGUUUAUGAUGCAACAUAAAGUCAGCAAGCCAGAUGAAACUGGUGAAUUUAAACAAGGUAAGGAAUGGGUUUUGGAAACUGAUGGGGUUAAUUUAGCUGAUGUCAUGGCUGUUCCUGGUGUUGAUUCUUCUCGUACUUAUUCCAACGACUUUAUUGAAAUUCUUUCAGUGUUGGGUAUUGAAGCUACUAGAACAGCAUUGUUUAAGGAAAUUUUGAAUGUUAUUGCUUUCGAUGGUUCUUAUGUCAAUUACCGUCAUAUGGCUUUGUUGGUUGAUGUUAUGACUUCUCGUGGUCAUUUGAUGGCUAUUACUCGUCAUGGUAUCAACAGAGCUGAUACUGGUGCUUUGAUGCGUUGUUCAUUCGAAGAAACUGUGGAAAUUUUGUUGGAAGCUGCUGCUUCAGCUGAACUUGAUGACUGUAGAGGGAUUUCUGAAAAUGUCAUGUUGGGUCAAAUGGCACCAUUGGGUACUGGUUCAUUUGAUGUUAUGGUUGAUGAUAAGAUGUUGCAAUUUGCUUCUUCUAAUAUUGCUACUGAAGAAUAUAAUGACGAAGGUGGCGCUACUCCUUAUAGAGAAUAUGACAUGGAAGAUGACAAGAUUCAAUAUGAAGAAGGUGCUGGAUUCUCACCAAUUCAUACUGCUCCUGUUUCGGAUGGUGGUGCUGGAGGAUUAACUUCAUAUGGAGGACAACCAACUUCUCCUAGCGCUACUUCGCCAUUUACUUAUGGUGCUACAUCUCCUUCAUAUGGAGGUAGAGCUUCUCCUGGUUACGGAUAUUCGCCAACUUCUCCAAGUUAUUCACCAACUUCACCAAGUUACUCACCAACCUCGCCAAGUUAUUCACCAACAUCUCCAUCUUAUUCACCUACAUCACCUGCUUACUCACCAACGUCACCAAGUUACUCACCAACUUCUCCAAGUUAUUCACCUACUUCGCCAAGUUACUCACCAACAUCGCCAAGUUACUCGCCAACUUCUCCAAGUUACUCACCAACAUCUCCAUCAUACUCACCAACAUCUCCAAGUUAUUCACCUACGUCACCAAGUUACUCACCAACUUCUCCAUCAUACUCACCUACUUCACCAUCAUAUUCACCUACUUCGCCAAGUUACUCACCAACCUCACCAAGUUACUCACCAACCUCACCAAGUUACUCACCAACCUCACCAUCAUAUUCCCCAACAUCUCCACAAUAUUCACCAACAUCACCAUCAUAUUCACCAACAUCUCCAUCAUACUCACCUACUUCACCACAAUACUCGCCAACAUCUCCAAGUUAUUCACCAACUUCUCCACAAUAUUCACCUGGAUCUCCUGAAUAUUCUCCAAACUCACCAAAGAAGGAAAAGAACGAUGACGAAGUUACCGAAUAA